GCGGCCCUGCGCUGAUUAUCACAAGUGCGACAGACCGCCGCAGCGCCGCAGCGGAGCGGUGCGCGGCCCAUCCUCCUGCUGUACAGAUCGUCGGACGUUUACGUGACGCGGCACGAGCAGCAGCAGCAGCAGCAGCAGCAGGAAGACUUUCAUAGUUACGUAAGCGCUCCAGCGGCCGUGUCUCCCCGCAAGUAGUUAAAGGUUCAUCUGUGCCUCUUGACCAACAUGGCCCCGACACCCACGAAAGAGACCGAGAGGAGCUGCGUGCUGUGCUGCCAAGAAGUCGACAUCUUCGCCUUGGGAAAAUGCGACCACCCGGUGUGUUACCGCUGCUCCACCAAGAUGCGGGUGCUGUGCGAGCAGAAGUACUGCGCUGUCUGCCGCGAGGAGCUCGACAAGGUGGUGUUUGUGAAACAACUGGCGGCCUUCUCGUCUCUGCCCCACCAGCAGUUUGCCUGCGAGAAGAAACACGACAUCUAUUUCGGCGAUGAGAAGAUCCAUGCUCAGUAUAGGCAUCUGCUGUUGUCAGAGUGCGUCCGCUGUUCAGAGCCUAAGGUCUUCUCCAGGUUUGAGGAGCUGGAGCAGCACAUGAGGAAGCAGCACGAGCUCUUCUGUUGCAAGCUUUGCACAAAGCAUCUUAAGAUCUUCUCCCAUGAGCGGAAGUGGUACAACCGUAAGGAAUUGGCUCGUCACCGAGCUCAUGGAGACCCAGACGACACCAGUCACAGGGGACACCCGCUCUGCAAGUUCUGUGACGACCGAUACCUUGAUAAUGACGAGCUGCUGAAACACUUGCGCAGGGACCACUACUUCUGCCACUUCUGCGAUGCAGACGGUUCUCAGGAAUAUUACAGUGAUUACCCAUACUUGAGCGAGCACUUCAGAGAGAGUCACUACCUUUGUGAGGAAGGCCGCUGUGCCACAGAACAGUUCACCCAUGCAUUCCGCACUGAGAUCGACUACAAGGCCCACAAGGCUGGAGCACACAGCAAGAACCGGGCAGAGGCUCGACAGAACCGCCAGAUCGACCUGCAGUUCAACUACGCCCCAAGACAACAGAGGAGAAAUGAAGGUCUGGUUGGAGGCGAGGACUAUGAGGAGGCGCGUCACAAUCGAGGAGGAAGAAGAGGGCCUCAUGGCGGAGGAGGGCAGAAAAGCUGGAGAUAUUCCCGAGAGGAAGAGGACAGGCAGAUGGAAGCUGCCAUGAGGGCAUCCUUGGCAAUGCGUAGACAGGAGGAGAGAGGAGCGGUGCAGGAGAGGAGCACUCCCAAACAUUGCAGAGAGGAGAGGGCGGAGAGAAAAGAACUAGAAGAGCCCAGAAACAGGACCGGACUGAUCAAACCAACAAACAAACCUCCAGUCAGAACAAUGAAGAGCACUAAUCCAGGAGAAGAGGAUGACUUCCCAGUUUUAGGAGCCACAGCUGUGCCACCCAUCGUUAAGUCUGCGCCUGCUGUAGUUCCAGCAGCCCGUGCAGCUUUGAAAGAAGACGACUUCCCCAGCUUGUCAACUGCUGCUGUCCCAUCUCUCAUGACCCCCGCGUACUCUGCCCAGCCGAAGAAGAAUUCCUCUUUCCAUGAAGAGGAUUUCCCCGCUCUCGUGUCCAAAGUCCGCCCCCUCAAACCUGCAGCAGGCUCCAACUCUGCUUGGUCCACCAAUACUGCUGUAGCAAAACCCAACACUCAUCCUCCUCCUUCCUCUUCCAGAACUACCCCUCCUCUUUCAUCUGCGCCCUCUGGCCCUCAGCUCCUCUCCUCCUCAGCUCCGGCAUCUUCACGGAGGAAAAAGAAAGUAGGAGAGAAUGGGAAGGCGUCAACUACCCGGUCUCCUCCUCCUUCUGAUGAUGAGAAAGGAGGAAAGACGCAGCAGGAAUUCCGCUCAGUUCCCACCAUGUUGGAUAUCUCCUCUCUGCUCACUGUUAAAGGAGGCAACAGCAAACCCUCCACAGUGACCUCUAGUUCUUCAAGCCACCCGACCCCCAACACCGAUCUCUCUACCUCCAAAGCCAACAAGAAGAAAAAAACGCAGAAGAACGCGCCUGUUUCCUCUACGUCUGUGUCUUCAACCGCAACGACAACUGUAAAUACAAUCGCGGUGGAAACGGCUGCGCAGAAGGAGAACGUCCCUGAGAAGAACUGCAACAAACCCUUUUCCAGCACGGUGACGGCGGCACUGACGAGCGGUUUGACUAACGGCCACCCUGAGAAAUCACCGCCCGCUAGAAAGGAGGCAGUGGCAGUAACCCCUCAUCCCAACAUGGACCCCCUCCUUGAACAAGAGGAAGAGUUUCCUGCUCUCAUGACCAAGAAACCUCCACCAGGUUUCAAGACUUCCUUUCCGAUUAAGGCUUCAGCACCUGCCUCAUCCUCCACAAUGCCCCCACCUCCACCUGGUCUGGGACUCUCAGCCCCUAAGCCCCCGCCGGGCUUCACUGGGAUCCCCCUCAACAGCAACGUGGUAGAGGAUCCUCCUCCUGCAGUCAACCUGCCUCCCAAGGUGUCCAGCAGUGGUUACCUAGUGCCAGAGGACUUCCACCAGAGGAACCUGGCGCUGAUCCAGUCCAUUAGAAAGUACCUCCACAAUGAUGAGUCAAAGUUCAACCAGUUCAAAAACUAUUCUGCACAGUUCAGACAAGGUGUGAUAUCCGCAGCCCAGUAUCACCGCAGCUGCAAGGACCUGCUCGGAGAGGACUACAACAGCAUUUUUAACGAGCUGCUGGUGCUCCUGCCGGACACCAUCAAGCAGCAGGAGCUGCUGACUGCCCACGCCGACUGUAAGGCCCUGGAGAAACAGUCUGGGGCCGGAGGAGGAAAGAAAAACAAGAACAAGAAAAACGCCUGGCAGACGCCCACCGCUGUGGCUAAUGUAGCAGCCGAGCUCGAAUGCCAGGUGUGCCCCACUUGCAGACAGGUGCUGGCCCACAAAGACUUCCACUCCCACAAGACCCUGCACACCAGGGAGACUGAGGAGUUCCCCUCCUUGCAGUCAAUUAGCCGCAUCAUUAGCUAGCCCCUCCUCCACUCUGUGUGCCAUUGUGGCCAUUCAGAUAGCCCUCUAAAAGACCAGUUUGGAAAGCAGCAGCCUGUUAACUGUGACCGUGUCUCGGAGGAGCUGGGGACCCAUAUCUCAUACUGAAGGUGAAUUUAAGAUGGUUAAUGGUGUUUUUACUUUCUGCUGAAGAUCACAUUGAAAGGUUUGUACGAAUGGUUUUUCCAGUGUAGACGCACAGGGUUGCCCCAGCUCGACUUUUCUUUUUCCACUUGCAUCCUUUGAGGACGUCUCCAGCUGGCACUGGCAUUGUCUAACCACAACUAUCUAUUUAAUGAAAGCAAACAGACGAGCCGAGGCUUUACUUGAAGAAUGUUUUGCUUCCUAAUGCAAAAUUGUAUUCAUUUACAUUUUGUACCAUGCAUUGUGCUUUUACACAAAUAACACAAACAGCUGAUUUGUUUUUGUUGACAUCAGAGUUGAUAGAGUUGUGUAUAAUUCCCCAGAGGGGCUGCUUGGUUAAAUAAUAAAAUAAACACACUUGUCCAGUUCAA
Messenger RNA from Scophthalmus maximus (turbot), 3542 nucleotides. It is a transcript of the gene znf598, whose product is annotated as zinc finger protein 598. Lineage: Eukaryota; Metazoa; Chordata; Actinopteri; Pleuronectiformes; Scophthalmidae. The record is from RefSeq and is a predicted model, not a curated record. The transcript has 12 exons. Gene Ontology annotation, biological process: rescue of stalled cytosolic ribosome; protein ubiquitination. Gene Ontology annotation, molecular function: ribosome binding; ubiquitin protein ligase activity. The coding region runs from base 226 to 3009 and encodes 927 amino acids.